AUGGCUACGAAUGCCGAUUAUGACGAGCUUGAAGAAGCCUCCAAGUUGGUGAAGUUCCACAAGCGAGUGUUGAUGCAAUAUGCCACAUCCAAGGAUCCCGUUCAGAAAUUGAAGUAUGAUCGUUUAAUAAUAGAAAAAAAGCUGAGGCGAGAGGCCAAGGAAGUGCGAUCGAAAGAUCACAAUCGGAAGUUAGGCAGAAUAGAUCUUUCGCCUUAUACGGAGGGGGAGAUAGAACUCAAAGUGCUUACAGAGGAGGUUCUCGACGCAACCAGCACUAACGUGGCCAGCACCAACGCAGGCACCAAUACGGACGCCAAUACAGACACCAACGCACUCAACACCACAAAUAAGUUGCCCAAACCAACUGCUCAGGGGAUUUUGACUCCAAAAAACGGAAAUUUGAGUUUACCACCAGGCUACGUGAAUGGUACUGCCUCUGAAGGGCUUCUUCCAAUGGCCCUCUGGAUGAUGAAAUAUAACGAAAACGUGCCUACUCAAGAAACAGAGAACAGUUCAACCUUGCAAGAUGUGAACGUUUCUUCUAUUGCGGGGAGCUCCAGCAAUGUCGCCAAUGCUCCGUCUUCGAAACCAGGCCCAUUACCAUACCCAAGCACGACAUUGGGCUACUACCCCAUUCAAAAUACCAAGAGACCAAAGAGGGGAAAUAGGAAGGGUAUACUAACCGAGGAGAAAGAUGAACUCCCCAUGACGUUGGAUUAUUGA
Molecule: messenger RNA, 723 nt
Organism: Kuraishia capsulata CBS 1993
Lineage: Eukaryota; Fungi; Ascomycota; Pichiomycetes; Pichiales; Pichiaceae
Exons: 1
Coding region: 1-723 (240 amino acids)
Source: RefSeq, a predicted model, not a curated record